Messenger RNA from Lobosporangium transversale, 1885 nucleotides. Its product is annotated as Peroxin-3. Gene Ontology annotation, molecular function: protein-macromolecule adaptor activity. Gene Ontology annotation, biological process: protein import into peroxisome membrane. Lineage: Eukaryota; Fungi; Mortierellomycota; Mortierellomycetes; Mortierellales; Mortierellaceae. The record is from RefSeq and is a predicted model, not a curated record. The transcript is spliced from 4 exons. The coding region runs from base 123 to 1865 and encodes 580 amino acids. Gene Ontology annotation, cellular component: peroxisomal membrane.
GCCGAACAAAUAGCCUAUUCUACCAUUCAUUUCAAAUCUCUUCUCUCCACACUUUUUUCUUUCUUUAUACCUUCUACCCACGUCUUCUUCCUAAAAAAGGAUCGUCUUCCUUCUUUGUCUAAAUGCUAUCUGCAGUUCAGGGCUUUGUUAGUAGACACCGGCGUGGUCUGGCUGUUACGGCUGGUGUCACAGGUGGAAUCUACCUGAUGGGCAAGUACGCCAAAACCAAGCUCAUCGAGUUUCAGGAGAAGUCUGCAUCGGAAAGGACAGCCAAAGAAAAUAUGAAACGUCGGUUCGAGCAAAACCAACAAGACUGUGUCUUCACAGUGCUUUCACUCCUACCGACGCUGGGUGAUCAGCUUCUGCAUGAGCUCAAUGUAGAACUGAUCACCACCAAGCUGCAGCAGUCUAGAUCUCAGCGAUCAACACCCAUGCCUACUCCUGACAGCUCUAUGAUCUUGCCACCAAAACCUUUAGAUGAUACCGAAGCAUCGACAGCUGCUGCAGUAGUAACGUCAUCAGAAGAUAAUGGAGCCAACGGAGUGAAUCAGCAGCAACAGCCAAUAGAUCAAACUGAAGAAACGAGCAAAGAUGACCAGGUAUUAGCAGCGGAAAAGACUGCGACACAAGAGCUAGAAGUGAAUAGUAAGAUCAAUGGUCGCUUUGAAAAGCACGAGGCUGAUGCCAACGCAGAGAAUGGUCAUAUCGUAGCACUGCCUGACAAAGAAGUAGAGGUAGAUAAAGAGAUUGCCCAGGAAGAAUCUGUCGCUAAUGGAUCUACGUCUGAAGAAAAGGCCCAGGAGGCAAAAGAGACGGAGCAAGAGAAAGAGAAAGAGCAGGAGCGGAGGCAAGAACAAGAGAAAGAGCAAGACUCUACGGAACGCAACGUUUCAGAGGAAUCCACCGCACGGCUUCAAGCUACUGCCAUUGAUGAGACCGCAGCUUUGAUCGACCGCCGUGUGAAACUUGAAUUAUGGACUGAACUCAAGAUCAUGAGCUUUACGCGCACGAUUACAGCACUUUACUCUCUUACACUCCUGACACUACUCACACAAAUUCAACUCAAUCUUUUGGGGCGUUUCACAUACGUUUCCUCGGUCGUUGCCCUUUCCAAUACCACAGAUGCAUCCUACCGCGUAGAAUCCCCAGCGCCCAAGGGAUCAUUGACAUCAGUCAAUGGACUCUUGGAUUUUCAAACCGAGAAGAAAUAUCUGACUUUCAGCUACUGGCUUCUACAUGAAGGUUGGCGUCGAUGGAGUGAGAAGGUUCGUGAAGUAGUUGAUGAUAUCGUUGGAAGUAUCUCAUUGAAGAGAACUUUUACUGCCAAGGAAUUUUCUGAGCUGCUUGCAGAGAUUCGAUCCCGGCUUGAAUAUGCUGAGGUAGAUGGCAAGCGUAUCCCAAUCAAUAUGCGUGAAUAUAUGCUUCCGGACGAUGUUGCAGAAGAGUACGAAGUACUGAGGGCAGGAGGCGUGGAUGAAGCUGAUCUGACGGUAGAUCCAAUGCUCCGCAAUUUGCUGGAUGAGACACGGGAUUUCAUUGAUAGCAACGAUUUUGCAACGGUCUUGAGCUCGACUUUAGCAACGACCUUUGCGCGCUUUAACCUUGCAUUCCAGCCAACAUUCAAUCCAUUCCUCCUGACCCCACCCAGAAACCCGGGCUCUGGCAUUGAAGAAAUUGAGAAUGAGGAUGAUAUGGACCGAGCCGUACCACUGGCUUCAUUGUUACCAUUGGUGACAAGACAGGUGCAUUUGAUUAUCAAUGGGGUUCCGAACGAAUAUGUUGAGAGUCUAGCCUUGGUCAAGGAUCUGCAAGCGUUUUCAGCAAUCGUAUAUUCGUCGUUUAGUGAGCAACUCAUGAACCAUUGAAAUAUAUCAAAUAGAGAUGA